AGUUGUUUUGCGCUUCUUGAAGUUUAUUAAUAUAUCGACGGCUGUAAAUUGUAGAUGAGACGUGAAGGGUGCCUUCUCAGAUGCGUUAUUCUGAAAUCUCAUUAAUAAUUUAUUCACACCUUUAAAUUUUACUAUCAAUGCUGCAAAAGCUAAAUUUGUUUAAUUUUGUCAGUAAUGUUGAUGAAUCAAAUUUAUUCCUUGUAUAAAUGAAAGCUUGUAAAAGCACAAGGGACAACCAUGUAAUAAAUCGCUUUGGUGUGUACAGCUCUGAUUCCCCCCCCCCCAAUAUAGCAUAAGUUGCGGCUGUUGGGGGAAAAAAAACACCGAAAGCAUCAUUCUCUCAAAAAAAGAAAAAAUAAAUAUUAGAGCAUUGGUUCCUAAAUUUGCCAAAGAAUGCCUCUGGAACCCUUCUUGUAGCAGAAACCUGACCAUGAACCCCUAAGUGAAAUAACAUUACUGUUUGAUAGAAAUAUCAUAAAUUUAACUUUAGUGUCUUGAAUGGAAUGCAGUCUUGAUUUUUCAUUGAAGUUUGGGCUUGAUCUAGCUGGUUGUUGAUGGUACAGAAAUGACAUUAUUAUUAAUAUCACUGUAGGCAACAGCAUCAUCAUUGUCAAGGCUUAUCAGCUGACAUCAUAGUAUUACUAUGGCAAAUACUAUGGGUUGGCCCUCAUCGUCAAUAAAUUAUAUUGCUGCUGAAAUUGAAAAGACUGAAGUGUAUCGCAAACUUAUGAUGAAAUUGCAUCAAUUAGUAACAGAUCCUGAGGUUUCCAGUGACACUCUAGAAGAUCACAUACGUAUACUAAUAAAUGAAUCUGGAUACAAGCAAAAGCUUCGAAAUCAAGUGUAUCAGUACAUUGUCAAGAACCCAAAUUUAAGAAGUAACAUACAACAACGAAAGGAACCUUUGGAAUAUAUACAGAAAGCUCAGAUCAAUUGGGAGCAUCGAAUAACCAAAAGUUUGAAUAAUAUGUCUAAUGAACUGAGCAUGGUAUUUUCUCGAAAGCGUCCCGUUUCUGAGCAAAUUGAGUUCGAAGCGAAGUGGUCGGAAUUGGGGUCUGAAGAUAUGGAUCUUAGUCGGUUUAGGCCUGUGUAUUCUCCUAAAGAUUUUCUUGAAGUCCUAAUUAACAUGAAGAGUCCAAAUAUCAAUAUAACACUCUCUCCUGACACUGGGCCUUCAACCAACUGGGGUCUUAUCAAAGUGCCACUGAAAGUUAAAAGCUUUCAUCAGUUACGAUUACAGUUUGAGGAAAUGUCUGGGAAUAUUGAUCACUUAGGUCUUAAUAUAUUGCCUUUCUCAAACAGUGAUAUUUCUAAAAAAUGUUUAAAAGAAAGAGUAUCGUUAGGAAAACAUGUGCUUGAUGCUAAUCAAGCUACUGUGGCUCGAGAGUUUUGUAAAAGGGGCUGUCCGGCAACUCUGCGAGCUGAUCUUUGGUCUUUAAUUUUAGGUGUAGAUAUUUCUGGGGCACAAAAGCUGAAUUUCAAGCAUCUGAAAUCGUGUGUCUUUCAGCAUGAUUUAUUAAUUGACAAGUUAAUUUUUAAGGAUAUACAUUUAACAGCCUCGAAUGAUGAUCAAUAUUUUGUAUUUGAAGAUUUGUUAUACCAAAUUCUUUUGGUAUUUUCUCGUGAUACAUCUGUUAUAUCCCAUUUUGAAAGAAGCACUGGUAAUCCCCCUUCAGCUGUUCUACGUGGCACACAUACUACUGUUACUUAUCCUCCUAAUGGUGUAAUUCCUUUUCAUGGAUUUUCAAUGUAUGUUGCUCCUUUGUGCUAUAUUUAUGAAGAUCCAAUAACACUUUACCAUGUAUUUCGAGAGCUUUAUGUUCGAUAUUUCUUUCGACUGCAUAACCUGUCUUCUCAUCCCCAGGGUGUUUUAUCUUUGGCUUUAUCAUUUGAGACUCUUCUAGAUGAAGUGGAGCCCCAGUUAGCUUAUCAUUUUUCAGUUCAUGAUAUAUAUCCUUUUACCCCUAGGUUAAAGAUAGCUAUCAAAUGGAUCAUAAAAGGAUUUUCAGGAUGCCUUGCUACAGACCAGAUCUUACAACUUUGGGAUUGUAUGUUAGCUUAUGAUUCUACUGAAAUAUUUGUUGUUCUUGCAGUUGGUAUUAUGUCUUUGAGAAAACCUAUCUUGUUACAAGCAGAAAACCAAGCAACUGUAGAGAAUAUACUGGCUGACAUAUCUGCAGUUAAAGUUAUUCCUAUCCUCCACGGAAUGCUUAACAAUACACGCUAUACUGGUUAUGCCAUCGGUUCUUCAAUUUCAAGAUGAAAUAACUGUCCAUGUAAAGAAUUUAAAGAAUUACUAUAUUUAUUACUUUCAAAUGUUUUUCCAAUUCAUGUCAUAUUAGCUAAAUAGCUAACUACAAAUUAAAUAUAUACAAAUAUUUAUUUAUUGGUUUGUAAAUGUCAAUUGAAAUCUAUACUUAAAGUUAUGCAUGUUAUUUAUUUUGUAAAAGUCUCUUAGAACUGCAAUAUUUUACUUUGAUUAAAGAAUAAUUAUUUUUA
Messenger RNA from Stegodyphus dumicola, 2499 nucleotides. RefSeq names its product TBC1 domain family member 19. The record is from RefSeq and is a predicted model, not a curated record. Lineage: Eukaryota; Metazoa; Arthropoda; Arachnida; Araneae; Eresidae.